AUGAAUCCAAGCAGCCCAUUCAGCUAUGGAAAUCCAACGUCAAUCACCUCGACGCAACUUAGGCCAGGUACACCAACACCAUCUUCCAAACCAAUCAUUGGUGGUGUAACAGGAGGAGGAGGUGGAGGAACGAUCGACUCGGAAAUAUCAAAGCCCAACCCAUUCACUGUCAAGUUGAAGCCUGUUGCCCGGGUUCCUUCGCCCACCCCUCUGUCGCCAUCACUCUCAUCAACAUCCAAUCAAUCAUCGCCCUCAAUAAGACCAGUCAGUCCAGGCCUCGGACCAAGUCCAAGUCCAAGCCCAAGCCCAAGCCCAAGCCCAAGUCCAAACUCAAGUCAAAGUCCAAGCCACAGCAACAAGGACAAUGUACAUACACAUACGCCAACAAACAAUAGUUCUGCGCCACUAGUUGUAAGAACGUUUAUCAAGAAGCCACCUGCUGCAUCGAUCACAGCUGGGGCACAUUCAUCAUCACCAACAUCAUCUUCAUCGCCUCAACUUUCAUCAACAUCUUCAACUCCACCUCGUCCUCAAUCACCAAGUCUAAGUCAACCUCCAAUACUGUCUGUCACAUCGACCAACUCACCAAGCAGGCAAUCACCAAACACUCACUUGUCACCAAGCAAGGCAUCACCAAUACUAAAGAGCGUGCCGAUCAAGCCUGCCACAAUCACACCACCUCAGCCACAAUCACAGGCACAUUCGCAGACACAUUCACAGACACAGCAACAAACACGCCCACAUACACCGACGCUACCACAGACUCAGACACAACCACAGCAACAGACACAGCCACAGACACAGCCACAGACCCAACUUCGACCACCUGGCAACUCGACACCUCCAAAGUCACCGGUAAAAAAGGAGUGGAAGCCUGUUAGUCCAAUGGCACUGGCUCAACAUACCGUGUUGCCAAUUGAUAUGGUGACGACAGAGUCGUCGGAACUCGCAAAGAAGUUGACCAAGCAGUUGACAUCAAGUAUGAAUGGCAAGGAGCCAGAGCGAGUGAGAGUACAUACUGCACACAAGGGCGACAACAUUGAGCUGACAUUGCAACGAGGCGACAUCAUUCAUGUGUUGGACAGACGCGACAAGACCCAAUGCUAUGGAAGCAAUGGACUCAAGACAGGCACCUUCAAUAUGGCCAAUUGCCAACCCAUUUCUCCAUUGUUGGCAACUCCACCGUCGAGCGCCGAGCUUGCGAUUUGCAUCGAGGACUACAAGGAUGUCACGGGUGGCGGUGCCACAAGCAUGGUGCGCGGCGAUGUACUGGCCAUCCUCGAGCGACGUGGCACUCCAACAAUAUCAAACUGCUAUGGACGAGUGAAGCGCGGACUUGAUGGCUGGGGCGAUGCAGGCGAGUUCCCACCAAGGGUCGUGCGAGUACUGUCCGCUGAGGAGUUCCAACUGCACAGCGAUGUGCUCGACGCGAUUAUGGAGAGUCGCGAACGCGCCAACGACCUGAUAUCGGCGCUGUUGCGCGAGUCAACAGAGUCCAGUUUGGCUGUUAGUGUCAGCGCGGGCGCAGGCAAGGACCAUCGCCAGGCCAAGAUCCGCGAUCGUAUCAAUACCGUUCAGACCACGCGUGUAAAUCUCCUGGCCGAGACCGAACCGACGCGCGCCAGCCAGCUACAGCACGACCUUCGUCGCCAGGUCGAAGGCCUUUACGCGCUCAUGGACAAUGAGUUCUUUGUGUGUGACGAACAGGGCAGGGUGCAGACCGAUGACGCGUCAUCAACAGUCUCGCCCAUCACACUACUUCGCGAACACUACACAUUGGCCGGCGAGAAGAAGACCAUCAAGUUCGACCGCACGAUAUCCUCACGCGACAGCCAGGUGUUCUUUGAGGUGAGCACGAGCACUGGAAGGUCCAAGCUCUGGGAGUAUGGCCAGCUGGUUGUGGACCUCAGGCUCACGCGAUUCCUUGCCACGCUUGGCAGUGGCAGCAGAACACUCGAGCUCUACAUCUCACUGCACAACUGGGUACAGCAACGAGCUGUUUCUGAGCAGAUCGUGGUCAACAUUGUAGAUGGAGCCAUUGUUCCAUCGCCCAACCAUCACAACAACAACGUCAUCAGUGUGCUGUUCAAGAAUAUCGAGCCAUUAGACGUAUGCGAGGAUACAAUACUAUUGAUUCGUGCGAUUAGACGUGGAACAAUGAAGGACAACGUGGCAAUUGGCAACAGCAACUUGGCGACAGGUGGCAACGGCAGUGGCAAUGGUUAUGAAAUCAAGAAAGGAUGCGCGGCAGACCUUCGCCGUCCAUUCGCCCAAGCAGCCAUAAAGAUCGCCAGUCUAAUCUCUGAUGCGCAACCCGGAGUCUACAGCCACGAAGUCUCAGCCAUGUUCUGGACAUCAUCGAACGACGCAUCAUUCGCAACAUUAUCCGAGCUUAUAACCAAACAUAGUUGUGAUGAGGACUUGAGGAAGGCUGGAGUGGAGCCAGUCCCCAAGAGCCAGGGCUCACAGUUGCAGACACAGGUAGCAGUGUCAUUCUAUGAUCAGCCAUUCAAGGCGGCAACAGAGCGAUGGCCUGAACUAAACAAGUUGCCAAGGGCCGAGAAGCUCGAGCACAAGGCUGUGAUCAAUGAGCCUCGACAUCAGAUGUAUUUGACGAUCGACAGCGCCAAGCUGACACAGGGCAAGAAGUUCGAGGUGUCUGUGCGCAUCAGGAUGGACACGGGCGAGUUCCUGCCCUACUGCAUGUCAAUGGGCACCGCGUCACAGCUGCUGACGGACGCGCGGUCUGUCGUAUGCUGCUACACCACCGCACCAGUGUGGCAUGAGACCAUUCACAUGGAUGUCUCUCCCGACAAGUUCAUGUCGGCGCAUCUCCUAUUCACCAUCCGCAGCGCAUCGUCCAAGACCAGCAAGUCAGGAAUUAUAGCCUUUGCAUUCCUGCCAUUGGCGCAGGCCAUUGGUCGUCGCGAGCAAGACCACAAUGAUGAGGACAACGAGCAGAUAGCAUUGGCCAAUGGAGACUACACCCUCAUACUCUACAAGACGUCCACGGACAACAUUGAUAUCAAGUACAUUGAGGACGACUUACCUUCAAUCGCGCCAACCUCUGAUAAGGACAACAAGGACAAGGACAAGUCGCCAGGUCGCGACAAGCCAUCAUUCACCGUGCGCAAGAAUGAACAUCUCAAGGUGCGCACACUGUUCCAAACGACACGCUUCGUCCAACAUACAGCAGUGGCACAGAUAAUCAACUGGCGACAGCAUGAGUCCGCGAUCACCGACAUCUUGGACAAGCAGUUUAGAUUCGUGGACAGCGUGGCAAUCAUGCGACAGCUGACGCCCAUCAUCGACGCUCUGUUCCGCAUCUACGACUCUAACACGGCGGGUUCGCUGUUCAUCGUCGAGCCUAUCGCGCUCACCGUGUACAACACCAUCGUCUUCAUCAUCGCGCUGCUUACGGACGAACGCACCAGCCGGUUUGCGCAGUUCAAGCCUGUUCUGGACGCAUACAUCCAGACACAGUUUGCUGGCGCGAUGGCGCACAAGCACAUCCUGAAUUGUCUGUGCUUCCACAUGCAGGAGAUAUCGAUCCGCGAGUCGGCCAAGAUCGCCACCACGCUCAAGUCGCUUGACUACAUGUUCCAGCUAAUCGUUCGCUCUCGCUUGGUCUUUAUGCAGACGGCCUCGCCGGCAUUGCGCGCCGAGCACUCUGACGCACAGUGGCGCAACGAUGUGUUAGAGUUCCUCGCGCUGUUCAACAACCUGAUGGCCAACACUGCGCCCCAGCUCAUUGUGAUCCAGACCCUGGCCCUGCGCAACUUUGCCACGAUGAUGAAGGGACUCAGCCAGUUCUUUGACAAGGCGCAGCGCUGUCGCAUACUCUGCCAGUUCAUCGAGUCUGUGCACGUCAAUGUACGCCAAGAGAUACUAAACGCCAACAAACUGACCAUCUUGUACCAGAUGCUCACGGGUCCUCUGCCACUGGACGGCGACACCAUCCCCCUGCUGCUACCACUACUUGUUGCAACGAUUGAGCGACACUUGGCCGUCGAGCAUCUCGAGGAAAUGAAGAUGUCAGUUCAGCUACUUUCACUGACGCUGGAGGCGCUCGAGCAAGUCACCGCGCCAGACGCCCGUCGCGAGUACCUGGCCCUCCUGGUUAGUCGCCUGCUUGGCAAGGCUGUCACAAUGGCCGAGUCUGUGGUCACACUCUCAUCCAUCACCAUGCCUGGCUUGCUCCAGAGCUAUGACGUCGCGUUCCUCAUCACAUGCCUGCUCACCAUGCUCAAACAUGCACAGGCGCACAACAUACUUGUUCCACAGCUCACACUGGCCACGCCUGGCGAGACGACGCGUGGACUAAAGCGUAUACUCAAACUUUUGGAUUCAAUCACACUUGGCCGGAUCUAUCCAGAGCGCUGGCCCACAAUGCAUCUGUUCCAGGUUGGUGUGUCCCUGCGUCUGCUGGAAGACCUCACGCCCCUGCUCUACAAACAUGCGCCACUUCAACAACAGCUCACAGACACAGGCAUCUGGCACACAUUCCUCACGCUCCAAUUCAAUCUGCUUGGCAGUCCUUUGUUGCGUGCAACUGACCACCGCAUCAACCGCGUUGCCAUCCAUACCGCGUCGCAGGUAACGCGUGUCCGCCAAGGUUUGAUACAUGUGAUACGCGACAACUGGUGCUACAUGUCGUUCAAUCAGAUACACUAUGUUCAGUUCAUGGUGCCACUUGUGUUGCAGACUCUGUUGGCUAUUCAUUGCGAGGUGGAUGAGAUGGCACAGGACCUGUUCAUAUCGAUGCUCAAGAAUGAGUACUGCGAUCGCAAGUCAUUGAGGCGCGUUGAGACCAAGAUGAUUGAGGUGCUCGAUCGCCUGGUGAUUGCAGGCCAGACCGUGGACGAGAAUAUCUUCCGCCAGUUCCUAGGCCGCCGCAUCGACGCGUACUUUAGCGCGGCCGAUGCGCCAGGAGCCGUCCUGGACGGAGCAUUCCGCUCAGAUGGCCGAACAUUCAUCGCCAACAUCACGCACCUGCUCGGCCUGAUGUACGAUUUCAGGACCCUGCCCAAUGAUCGCGCAUUUGAAGAGGAGCGCACGAUCGCCACUCUCAAAAUGAUGGAAUACUUCAAGGAUCGCAAGGACACAUACGUCAAGUAUCUUCAAGAGUUGCUCAGCCAGCAUAUCAAGAGUGGAUAUUACACCGAGGCUGGUCACGCCCUGAUGUUGCACUCGGAACUAUACCAAUGGAGCGUAACGACCAUCCUGCCAGCACUGGAACUCGAGUUGCCCGACAAGGAGUCGCACGUGACUCUCACCUUCCCGCAAGAGUCAGCGUCUGAGCGUAAAGUUCGCUUGAUGCGUCAGGCCAUAGUGUACCUGGACAAAGGACAAGCUUGGGAGAUAUGUCUGGCACUGAUCAAUGAGCUGAAGCGUCAGUUUGAGGAAACAUUCAACUACAAGGCCUUGGCCGACGUCUUGUUCAUCGAGGCCGAGUACUACGACAAGAUACUGCACACGGACCGAUUCUACAGCGAGUAUUUCCGAGUGGGCUACUAUGGCAAGAAGUUCCCGCCAUCAAUCCAAGGCAAGGAGUACCUGUACAAGGGCUAUGAGCUCGAGAGACUUCCGGACUUUACAGCGCGCAUCAUGGCCAAGUUCCCCAAUGCCGAAUUGCUCAAGUCCACGGCGGAGCCAUCACAAGACAUUCUGGACUCCGAUGCUCAGUACCUGUUGAUCACGCCGGUCAACCCAUCUUCACUCGAGGAAAUGGAGAAGCGCGAACAAGACGUGAUUGAGGGCACACCCAUCAACUCGAGGAACUUCCUCAAGCGCAACCAUGUCAAGGUGUUCUUGUAUUCCAAGCCGUUCAGGCCCGAAUCAACUAUCACCAUCAAGGGCGGCAAUGAGUUUGCCGAUCUCUGGAUUCGCAAUCAUUUCCUGGUCACAGACUCUGCUUUCCCAACAAUCCAUCGUCGUGCCGAGAUCAUCAAGAAACACGAGGUCAUCCUAUCGCCUGUCGAAGUGGCAGUGCAGAGCGUGCAGCAAAAGACAGAGGACCUAUGCGAGAUGAUAGUAAGGUAUCAGAACAAUGGUCAACUCAAUCUUAAUCCAUUGGCCAUGGCUUUGAAUGGUAUAAUUGAUGCGGCAGUCAAUGGUGGAAUCACGUUGUACAAAGAGGCAUUCCUCAGUCCCAAAUCAAUCAAAACUGUUGACCAGGCUCAUGCCAAGCAGCUCUCUGAAUCAAUCCGUCUACAAGUUGAAGCUCUUGAUCGUGGUCUCCAAAUACACUCUGUUCGCUGUUCCGAUGAGCUUCGAGGACUUCAUGAGAAGAUGGAGAGCUUCUUCCUCAAACUCAAGGCUGAUGUGUUGACACUCUAG
This is a messenger RNA of Acytostelium subglobosum LB1, 6339 nucleotides long. RefSeq lists its product as hypothetical. Gene Ontology annotation, cellular component: cytoplasm; plasma membrane. Gene Ontology annotation, biological process: small GTPase-mediated signal transduction. NCBI's taxonomy places the organism in Eukaryota, Evosea, Eumycetozoa, Acytosteliales, Acytosteliaceae. Gene Ontology annotation, molecular function: small GTPase binding; guanyl-nucleotide exchange factor activity. The transcript has 4 exons. The coding region runs from base 1 to 6339 and encodes 2112 amino acids. The record is from RefSeq and is a predicted model, not a curated record.